Messenger RNA from Lasiosphaeria miniovina, 285 nucleotides. RefSeq lists its product as uncharacterized. The transcript has a single exon. The coding region runs from base 1 to 285 and encodes 94 amino acids. The record is from RefSeq and is a predicted model, not a curated record. NCBI's taxonomy places the organism in Eukaryota, Fungi, Ascomycota, Sordariomycetes, Sordariales, Lasiosphaeriaceae.
AUGUCGUCCGCCAGGGCCCGGAUCCUUACGGGCCGUACAGUCAAGGGCCCUGAGGGCAAUGACACACCGCGUUCACUACUUGUGCCACAGCUGCAGCACCAGGCUUGGCGAGACGCACCGUCAGCACUAAAGCUCGAUGUCAGUGCGCCAGGCACGCUUGACUCGCUGCAGUUCGUUGAAGACAGCGAGCAUGAGAACGAGCUCGGGCCGCAAGAGGUAGAGAUAGAGGCCAAGCCAUGGGGGCUGAAUUUCCGCGACGUGCUGAUUGCACUCGGUCGGUCGUGA